UCGUCAUUUUCUAAAAAGGACAAUUAUCGUCGAUUUGCAAAAAUAAAAAUCGUUUUUUUUUAAUUUAGUAAAUUUCGAAUAUUCGGUAAUUUUUGUCGAAAAAAAAAUUUAUUUUUUGAAAAAGAACAAUUAUCGUCGUUUCGCAAAAAUAAAAAUCGUUUUUUUAAGUAAAUUUCGAAUAUUCUGUAAACGUUUUUGGCUAAAAAAAAUCUCUUUCUAAAAAAGGACAAUUAUCGUUUUUAAAAAUAAAUUUCGAAUAUUCGGUAGUUUUUAGCAAAAAAAAAAUCUCUUUUUCCAAAAAGGACAAUUAUCGUUGAAAAAUAAAGCUCUUUUUUUAAAGUAAAUUUUCGAAUAUUCGGUUAAAAAUAUUAUUAAAAAUAUUCGCCAUAAACAAAAAAAAUGAGAAUAAUAAAUUCUGAAAAGUUGCAAGAAUUGCAGCGUGAUUCGCGACAAAUUCGCAAUAUUUGCAUACUCGCACACGUUGAUCAUGGAAAAACAACACUCUCCGAUUCAUUGGUAGCGAGCAAUGGAAUAAUAUCAAAUAAAUUAGCUGGUAAAUUACGCUAUCUAGAUAGUCGUCCCGAUGAACAACUACGCGGUAUUACAAUGAAAUCAAGUUUAAUAAGCCUCUAUCAUAUAUUUAAUUCCAAGGAAUAUCUCGUUAAUCUCAUUGAUUCACCGGGUCACGUUGAUUUUGCCUCCGAAGUAUCAACAGCCGUACGUUUAUGUGACGGUGCAUUGGUUGUUGUCGACGUUGUCGAGGGUGUAUGCCCACAAACACGUUCAGCACUUGCAAUUGCAUAUUUAGAGGGUCUAAAACCAUUAUUGAUACUCAAUAAAAUUGAUCGUCUCAUCACUGAAAUGAAACUUUCACCUCUCGAUGCAUAUGUUCAUAUGAGUCAAGUACUUGAACAAGUAAAUGCAGUCACCGCCGAAUUAUUUACCAGCGAUAUUUUAGAACGUGAGGAAAAAGAAGAAAUGAAAAUUAAAAAUGAAAAUCCAAGUGGAGAAUGUGAUUUAGCCGAUUGGCAAUCGGCACUCGAGGAUGCUGAUGAUUCACAAUUAUAUUUUUCACCUGAAAAUGGUAAUGUUUUAUUUACCAGCGCCGUUGAUGGUUGGGGUUUUGGUAUAAGGGAAUUUGCAAAAAUUUAUAUGGAAAAAUUGGGAUUUAGCGAGAGAACAUUAAUGAAAACAUUGUGGGGUGAUUAUUAUUUAAAUGGAAAAUUAAAGAGAAUUUUUAAAGGUGCACAGGAGAAGGCAAAGAAACCAUUAUUUGUUCAAUUAAUAUUGGAGAAUAUUUGGUUAAUGUACGAUACAGUGAUGAUAAGAAAGGAUCGUGAUAAAAUUUGUACAAUGGUGGAGAAAUUAAAUAUUAAAUUAACAACACGUGAUUUAAGACAUUCUGAUUCAAAGACACAAUUGCAGGCAAUUUUUACACAAUGGUUACCAUUGGCAAGAUCAUGUUUAAAUGUGGUUUGUGAUAAAAUACCAGCGCCUAAUAAUCUUACCACGGAGAAAAUUGAACGUCUAAUGAGUGGAAAUUUGGAUUUUACAUCAUUGUCACAAGAAACGAGGGAAUUGAGAAAAUAUUUUUUAUCAUGUGACUCGUCGCAUGAGGCACCGAUUAUUGUUUUUAUUUCAAAAAUGUUUUCUGUUGAUAGAAAAUCAUUGCCUGAAAAUAAACCAAAACCAUUGAGUCCCGAGGAAAUGGCACAAAGAAGAGAAAUUGCAAAACAACGACUUGCUGAACGUUUGGAAAAAACUGAUGAAUUUGUACAAUUUGUUGAGGGGGAAAAAAAGAUGAAUUUUGAGGAGGAAUGUGAGAAUUGUUUAAUAGCAUUUGCUCGUGUCUAUUCGGGAAUAUUGAAAGAGGGAAGUGAAGUUUAUGUUCUUGGUCCAAAGCACGAUCCAAGAAUUGCUUUGGAAAGAGAGGCGGCUGGUGAAAUUGUUGAUCCAAUAAAUUUGUUAAAAGAUUUAAAAUCUGGACGACAUGUGACAAAAGUUGUAAUUAAAAAAUUAUACCUCCUAAUGGGACGAGAAUUAGAAUCAUUAAAAGAAGCACCAGCUGGUAAUUUAAUUGGUAUUGGUGGUCUUGAGGAUCAUGUUUUAAAAACUGCAACACUCUCAACAUCAUUGGCGUGUCCAUCAUUCUCAGAACUUACAUCACUUGCUGUUCCAAUUCUUCGCGUUGCUCUUGAACCAAAACAUCCAAAUGAUUUACAAAAAUUAAUUAAUGGCUUAAAAUUAUUGAAUCAAGCUGAUGCUUGUGCUGUUGUUCAUAUACAAGAAACAGGGGAAAUUGUUCUAAAUACAGCUGGUGAAGUACAUCUUGAGAGAUGUUUAGAGGAUUUAAAAUUGAGAUACGCAAAUGUUGAGGUAAAUGUUUCAGAGCCAAUUGUUUCAUUUCGUGAAACAGUCAUUCCACCACCAAAACUUGAUGUUAUGAAUGAAUUAAUAAGUCAAAAACAAAAUGAAUCAAGUCUUGAAAUAUGGACAGCUAAUAGACAAUGUUAUUUUGAAAUUGAUGUUAAACCAUUGCCUGAGAAUGUGACAAAAUUAUUGGAGAAAAAUUGUGAUCUUAUUAAAUUAUUGAAUCAAAAUUGUGAUGGUAAUUUAAUUAAUAAAGAUUGUGAAAUUGAGGAUGAAAAUAUUCUUGAUAUAAAAAAUUUAACAUUAGAUUCGUCAUUAUUAAUUGUUAAUAAAAAAAAUAAGGCCAUUGAAACAUUUAAAAAUGAAUUAAAUAAUGCAUUCAAAGAAGCUGGAUGGCAAGAUGAUGAGAUUGUGGAGAAAAUAUGGUCAUUUGGCCCAAGAAAAUGUGGACCAAAUAUUUUACUUAAUGAGACGAAUUUUAAGAGUUAUUUCUUUAAUGAUUUGGAUAGUAAAUCGUCUGAUAAUAGAGCUGUAUACGAGAACAGCAUGAUCAAUGGUUUUCAAUUGGCAACAUUUGCUGGACCACUUUGCGAGGAGCCAAUGAUGGGUGUUUGUUUUGUGGUCAAAAAAUGGGAGAUUUAUGAAGAUUCUCAGAGCGAAAGUGGAAGUCAAAGUCAAGGACAUCUUGGAGGACAUUUAAUGUCAGCUUGCAAAGAAGCUUGCAGAAAAGCAUUCAGCAUGAGGAGACCUCGACUUGUGACACCAAUGUAUUUUUGCAGUGUACUCGUCAAUUCGGAUGUAUUAGGUAAAUUGUAUGCAGUUUUUGGCAGAAGACAAGGACGAGUGAUAGCAGCUGAAAAUGCUUUGGGAUUUGGCGGCCAAUUUCGUGUUCUUGCAACGUUACCUGUACCGGAAAGCUUUGAUCUUGCCACGGAAUUAAGGACCCAGACUUCCGGAUUGGCGAGCCCUCAACUUGUCUUCAGUCAUUGGGAGAUUAUUGAACAAGAUCCAUUCUGGGUUCCAUCGACAGAGGAGGAAUACAAGCAUUUCGGCGAAAAAUCUGAUUGUGGAAAUCGAGCAAAAAAAUACAUUGACGCAGUUCGUCGUCGAAAGGGACUUCCAGUUGAUUCUCAACUCGUCAUGCACGCUGAGAAACAACGCACUCUUAAGAAAAAUAAAUGAAAUGGCAUAAAUAAUUAACAGAGGUAUAAAUCUAAUGAAUUUGUUCUCUAUCACGUGUAUAAUAAGCUUGCAGAAAACUUGAUGAAAAAAAAUUACAGAUAAAUUGGUUAUAUAUUGUACAUUAGAAAAAUAAAAAGAAAUAAAAUUUUUUGUAGAAAAAUCUGUAUUAAAUUUAAUAUUUUUUUAAGCUAUGCACAUAAUCCAGUAUUAAAAUUUAAUAUUACAUUUUACAUUUAGUU
Molecule: messenger RNA, 3791 nt
Organism: Leptopilina boulardi
Lineage: Eukaryota; Metazoa; Arthropoda; Insecta; Hymenoptera; Figitidae
Product: elongation factor-like GTPase 1
Exons: 5
Coding region: 400-3552 (1050 amino acids)
Biological process (GO): cytosolic ribosome assembly
Cellular component (GO): cytosol; ribonucleoprotein complex
Molecular function (GO): GTPase activity; GTP binding; ribosome binding
Source: RefSeq, a predicted model, not a curated record